This is a messenger RNA of Phymastichus coffea, 2587 nucleotides long. RefSeq names its product glucocorticoid-induced transcript 1 protein-like. The transcript is spliced from 8 exons. Bases 263 to 1777 code for a protein of 504 amino acids. NCBI's taxonomy places the organism in Eukaryota, Metazoa, Arthropoda, Insecta, Hymenoptera, Eulophidae. The record is from RefSeq and is a predicted model, not a curated record.
CUCAAUGCGUAGCGUACUCCACUCCAUUAUUCUUGCAAGUAGCGCUAGUCUAGUCUCUCUUCGCAGCCGCGCUGAUGCCAGCCAGUACGGAGUGCCAGUGCUUCAUAGUAGCGUUGUUGUCAGUCCGGUUUUUAGCGCGAGUUGAGCAGAGCCGACUGCCGGGUCUCGAGCGUCGUUGAUUCGGUGCUCGCAUAGCCAUUGAAGAGUUGAGCUCGGAAAGCGGUGGAGACCUCGCAGAACUCGCCUUCGCGUCGAUGAGAAAAUGUCGGGCUCGUCGAGUGCCCAACGGGUGCGCAAGUCUUCGCCGUGCUCCACGGCUAAGCAGGGUCCGAUGAGAGCCACUCUGCCGGUCAGCUCGCUCCUUCGUCAGAGCAGGCAGCAGCAGGCACAGCCGCAACAGCACCAUCAUCACCAUCACCAGCAACAGCCGCAACCGACACCCUCGGGCCAACCCCUGCGCAGUCCAACCGCUAGCCAGCCGGCGGUCUCCGCCGUGUCUCCUACCAAUUCUUGGCGAUCGCGCAUUUCGCCCGAGACCUCGAGCUCCAGCUCUGGUCAGCGAAGCCCUGGUUCACUCUCCUACAAAGGCUACUUUGCUGCCAAAUCUAAGACCCUUAGUGGCCGCUGCACGGACGCUCUGACCGCCAGCCAGAACAUCCGAAGAACGGCCUCACUCGAUACCAUUUACCUCAAGGGGCAGUGGCCACGCGAUUCUCACUACAUUCACACGAGCCUUCUCGUUGACAAGGCCACUCAGACUGAGGAGUGGCCAAGCGAGCCUCAACGAAAGAGUCACAACCGCCACACUACUGAACAAACAAUCCCAGAUGAGAAGCUUGAGAAAUAUUUUAGGCACAGGUUCGUUUUUCCCUUCCUAUUUGGUUUGCUUUUUAGUCCAAAGCAACAUUCCAUUAUUCUUGUUUUCCAUAGGUUACAGCGCACUAACAAAGAAGGGACUAGUAGUAGAGAAAGGACUGCUGCCUUUGGCCUUAUCAUGCCUGGAGGUCCACCACCAGCACUUCCUGGGGAUCACUCUGUUCUUUUACCUAGUAUUGCCUCUCAGACAUCCAAUUAUAAUCAAUACAGUUUGAACACAAAAGCCAGUCCCAUGAACAUACCUAUCAAACCAAUGAGGCCUCCUAUGCGCUCUUCUAUUGAAGGUCUAAAUCAAGAGAUUGAAGGUCUUGUGCUCAAAUCUUCAAAUAAUCCAAGUGACCCUGAUCAUCAAAUAGAUGAUAAAUUUGCCAGAUAUCGUGAUCAAAUUACACCUGAGGGACAUCGUGCACCUUUGGCUGAUUUGUUUCGAGCCAAUCGUAAUGUCAAUAGUGUCAACACUCAAACACCAGCUACAGAUAUACCUUCUAGUUCUUACUCAUCAGGCCCACCAUCUAGGAAUUCAGAGUCUCCACUAUUACCUGGUUUGAUGGAUGUAUCCCGUCCAUCGAGUGACCUAUUACAAGGUGGCAGUCGUGGCUCCACGCCAGAACAAGAACGAGAAGGACGAUUAGGCACAUCUCCUCACAUAAACAGGUUUCUUGCUAGAGAACCACCUGAUGGCUGUGAAAAAGUUAAUACAAAGUUUGUUGAAGAUAUCAGGCGACCAGUGGUAGAUUUAAGCAAACUGGACUACUGCUCGAAACCAUGCGUUGCAUUCCAAUUAAAGCCAAGUUUGGGUUCUGCAUUUCUUCCAUUACAGCAACAAGUUAGUUCCACAGUAAUUACCAACGUGUUAUCAUCACCUCAAACAACUCCGAUAACUCCUCCUCCAAAACCAUAGUCUUUAAUUCUACUUUUGCGUCUAAAAUUGCGCAAACUCAAUUAUUGUAUAUGUAUUAUACAUGCAAUCACGCAUAUUUACAUAUACACUCACGCGCGAGCGCACGUGUAUAUUUUUUGAUCAACGUUGUGGUUAGGAAGUAAAUAUUUUUCGCAAACAAACAAUUCAUAUUCUAAGUAAACAUCACUCACUUGGGGUAACUAAUGACACAAAAUGUAAGAAUGAUAAGAAUAAUAUUCCCAGUGAACGAUGAAUGAAUAUUGUUCAUCUUAAUCAAGUCAGAAAGCCAUGUAGUAGCCUGUAAUACGAAUUUUAAAAGAUGGACAAAUAAGUAUAGCACAAAUGUUCAAUAACUGUUUAAUUUUGACUUGUAUUUUGAUAUUAAUAAUCUUGAUGAAAUUUAACAAAAUAUUAAUUUUGAACAAUAAUUUGUGAUAAAAAAUCAAGCUUCAUUAUUGUGUUCGAGGAAACAUUUACCAAAAUUAAUGUAUUUUAAUCCAAUAAGUAAUAAUUAGAACGUGUUUAAUUGUCUGGCUCCUAAAGUAUUAUAUUGUUGGAGGCGUUUUUCAAUUAUUUACGUAAGUAAAAAAAGUUAUGUAUGCUUUCAGUCAUACAUAGAGAUAUCCUAUUGUACUUUUUUAACUGUUGAACAUUUUCAAAUAUUCUUACAAGCGACUAUGAUGUAAAGAAAAAGCUCAUAUUUAAACCACGAUAUAAAAUUUUGAUAUCUUUUUAUCUGAUAUUGUUAUUAAUUAUACACACAUUUGCGUAAUACUUUCAUUUUUUUAUUUCAAAGGUGAUUAAGAAAUC